AUGGGACUGCGCGGCGAGCCUGGUGAUGAGGGUCCCCGCGGUGACAAAGGCGAAGCUGGCUUGCCGGGAGCUCCUGGACCAAAAGGUGAACGCGGAGACCUAGGCCCUCGAGGAAUACCGGGAAUCGCUGGAGAACCAGGACAUCCAGGAGCACCAGGUCAGGCUGGCAAAACGGGUAUUCAGGGUAGCCCAGGCUGCAAAGGGACCGAUGGGGCAGCCGGCAGGCCCGGUUUCCCAGGAGCUCGUGGAGCUGACGGCGCGCCAGGUUUCCCGGGACCUCCGGGUCCAAAGGGUGAACCCGCGUUCGGUAGGGACGGCGAGAAAGGUGAACAAGGCUAUCCAGGAGAAGUUGGCUCGCCCGGAAGUCCCGGAAAUCCCGGGAGAGAAGGACUGCCCGGCGUUCCCGGCAUUCCCGGACCUCCUGGAACAGACGGCUCCCCGGGUAUGCCUGGAGAAAUUGGACCUCCAGGUUUCUCAGCUUCAGGACCGAAGGGGGACAAGGGCAAUAAAGGAGAAGAAGGCGUCAAAGGAGAAGCUGCCCUAUGUCCCGAUGAUAGACGGCUCAUCGUCAAGGAUGGAGACCCACCCCAGAAAGUCGUGUACGGCGAUAAAGGAGAUAAGGGAAUCAAAGGAGAAACUGGUUUCUGUACUGUCGCGGGUCCUCCGGGUGCACCUGGAGUUCCGGGUCAAGCCGGUGCGUCCGGCGAAAGAGGUGACAAGGGAUCUCCGGGACCGAUGGGCAGACCGGGCGUGCCCGGUUUCCCGGGCCAGCCUGGUCUGAGCGGUUUCAAGGGCGACAUGGGCUCGAGCGGUAGGCCUGGACGCCCUGGGGAGCCAGGGAUUCCUGGUGACAUGGGACCCCCCGGAUCGCCUGGUUUGCAAGGAGAUACGGGACCGCCCGGAUCCCCCGCCACAUUCGGUGGCUCAACCGUGGGCCCGCCCGGAGACAAAGGUGACAAAGGCGUACCAGGUCCCAUGGGUCCAGUGGGAGCGAAGGGCGAUAGAGGCGAUCAAGGCUUCCCAGGUCCACCGGGAUACCCAGGGAAAGACGGUGAUCCGGGAAACCCUGGAGCUGAUGGACAUCCUGGAAUACCCGGAGACAAGGGUGAAAUGGGUCUGCAAGGCAUUCCGGGCUCCCCCGGAAUGCCGGGCAUCCAGGGUACAGCCGGUACGCCAGGACCGAAAGGAGAUCGUGGAUUGGAUGGACGAUCUUUCCCUGGGGAGCCAGGCACGGCGGGUCUCCCGGGUAAAGAUGGUCCGCCCGGUCAGCCAGGCUAUCCGGGUCCCAAGGGUCUGCCAGGAACUCCGGGUGAUUCUCAAGAGGGGAGACCAGGCGAACCCGGAAUCGCUGGCUUCCCGGGACUGAAAGGACAAGAAGGCAGGCCAGGCCAUCCGGGCUUGCCCGGCCUUCCUGGGGACAAGGGGGAUUCCGGAGGUGUCUGCAAUGCAUGCUUCCCUGGACUGCCCGGUCCGAAAGGUCUGCCCGGUCGUAUGGGUAUCGAUGGGGAGAAAGGAGACAAAGGCUACAGCGGCAUGCCAGGAUUACCUUGCGAGAGAGGAUUGGAUGGAACUCCUGGUGACCGCGGUCCACCCGGUGACGUGGGUCCGGACGGUUUGAUGGGUCUGCCAGGACCCAAGGGCGACAAGGGAAAUGAUUUCUUCUACGAGGGACCAGCCGAGAAGGGAUUCCCAGGACCGCCUGGUGCCCCUGGAGCCCCAGGUAUCGAGGGCGCUCCCGGCGCCGAGGGACCUCCAGGGAGCCCUGGUCAGUCUGGACCGCCUGGAUAUGCCGGUUACGACGGCUUGCCGGGUCCGAUCGGCUCUCCUGGCCUGCAAGGUGAGCCCGGUAGUCCCGGAGAUCCCGGUUUUCCGGGACCGCCUGGCUAUGGCGAGCGAGGCAGGCCCGGACCAGGAGGUGUUGAGGGACUCCCAGGACUUCCAGGAGACAAGGGCGAGAAAGGAGAGCCCGGUCCUCCAGCUCCAUCAGACAUCAAAUACAAGGAGAGAGGACUGACUGGGCCGCCCGGAGAUAAGGGACCGAAAGGCGAGUCUGGACUCACCGGACUGCGAGGAGAACGCGGUCGUCCCGGAAGGGAUGGCUUGCCCGGGAUCGAUGGCGCACAGGGCGAUAUCGGUUUCCCGGGUACUCCAGGACCCCGAGGUCCACCUGGUCCCUUGGGUCCACCGGGGAUUAUGGGCCCUGAAGGAGCCCCAGGCUUACCGGGACCUCCGGGUCAAAAAGGAGACCAAGGAAAAGUCGGUCCACAGGGUCCAUAUGGGAUACCCGGUGAUCCCGGUGUUGGUUUACCGGGACCGUCGGGUUCUCCGGGACCAAUGGGGCCCCGUGGGGAGCCUGGUGCGCCCGGGAGGCCUGGGGCUGAUGGACCGUCCGGCUUCAACGGCUUGCCUGGUCCGGCAGGUCCUCCGGGAGACUUGGGUCCCCCGGGUCUUCCGGGCUUCCAGGGCGAAAAAGGAGAGCCGGCUUUAGAAGGAACGCCCGGCCCCAAGGGAGAUGCAGGUUUCCCCGGUCGCGACGGAGCCCCCGGUGAUCCCGGCGUGAAUUGCUCUCCGGGUUUCCCUGGGAACGAGGGUCCGGUAGGGGAUACAGGGCCGCCCGGGGCUCCCGGAUCGGCGGGGCUCCCAGGAGAACCUGGUCUGGACGGUUUGGAAGGUCCUCGCGGAUUCGAGGGUCCUCCUGGUAUUCGCGGAGAGAAAGGACUUCCGGGUUACAGCGGUGAGUUCAAGCACCCCACUCUGUAUGUAUAGAGCAGCGGUCGCUGGAGGGUCUGUGGCGUUGUAGGAUUAUCUGAUUUACCGACUCAACCAGGACCUCCCGGACCUCCUGGAUCACCGGGAUAUCGUGGAGCCGACGGUCGACCGGGCCUACCCGGACCUCCCGGAGAGAAGGGUAAUGAAGGUCCUAUCGGAUUCCCCGGACUCGCCGGAUACCCUGGGCUGAAGGGAGACAGAGGGCUCCCAGGAUUUAAUGGAGCGAAAGGUGAACCGGGUGCAGCUUCCGCCAAGGGGGAGAAGGGAUCGGCAGGUCUACCGGGGCGUAAUGGACUGGAUGGUCCUCCCGGACCUCAGGGACCAGCCGGGGAUCCGGGACCUAAAGGAGACAAGGGUAUACCAGGCUUCGGACAGCCAGGAGAACAGGGCCCGGAGGGCUUACCUGGGCCACCUGGUCCUCCCGGAGGAGAUGGGCUUCCCGGCGUCCCUGGGCGUGACGGACCUCCGGGACCGCCCGGACCAAUCGGCAUAAAGGGCGACAUGGGCAUGCCAGGAGACAAUGGUGAUCCCGGAUUACCUGGAAUCGAUGGGCCGCCAGGGCCUCAAGGGUACUACGGGCUACCAGGACAGAAAGGUGACCCUGGAGCGGAUGGAAGGGACGGGGUGAAGGGUUCGCCGGGACGGGACGGCAUCCAAGGUGAGCCGGGCCCUCCGGGAUACUUAGGAGAUUCUGGAGCCCCAGGAGUACCCGGCAGAGAAGGACUACCCGGUGCCGAUGGACCCCCUGGGCCGAUGGGUCCGAUGGGACCCGAGGGCAGGGUGGGUCUGACAGGAUCGGACGGUCUGAAAGGGCAGAAAGGUGACCCAGGACGCGUGGGUGCCCCAGGACAGACAGGCUUACCCGGUCUGCCAGGUCAAACCGGGACUCAGGGAGAGCCCGGCGUCGAAGGACCCAGCGGGAACGAUGGUCCGCCCGGCGAGCCAGGUCAACCAGGAUGGGCCGUCCAAGGUGUGAAAGGAGACCGCGGAGAUCCAGGCCCUCCUGGGGAAGCAGGCGCUCGCGGCUACACAGGACAGAAGGGAGAUCCAGGCAGGGAUGGCUUUGACGGUCCAAAAGGCGAGGCCGGUCGCCCAGGCGAAGGAAACAUCCCCGGACCUCCUGGACAGGACGGAAUACCAGGUCUUCCUGGAGACAAAGGGGACGAAGGCUCCAAGGGAGACCCAGGCAGCCCCGGAUCCGUAGGACAGAAGGGUGAACCAGGAUUCGGCGUGGAGGGAGCGCCCGGACUGCCAGGCGAGAAGGGCUAUCCAGGAUACCCGGGCGAAAUAGGCUUGCCCGGCCUACCCGGUGACAAAGGUGAUCAAGGACCCAGCGGACCGCCCGGAAGUCCCGGCUUGCACGGAGAACGCGGACCGAAAGGAGAUGCAGGAGAUCCUGGACCACAUGGGCUGCCCGGAUUCCAAGGUCCCCAGGGCCCGCCUGGAGCCCCGGCUCGAGCGAACCCAGGCACUUCAUACCCUGGACCGCCCGGCGAGCCCGGCAUGCGUGGUUAUCCUGGCUUGCCCGGAGCUCUCGGACCCCCCGGCGAACCGGGCAUCAGGGGCGAAAAAGGAGAACCGGCCUUGAUCGGAAUGCCCGGCAGGAGCGGACCUCCCGGAGCGCCAGGACAGCCUGGUGGUCCCGGUCCGAGAGGAUGGCCAGGUAUCGACGGACCGCCAGGCAUGGUGGGACCUCCCGGACCACCGGGCGAGGCAUCCUGGACAGCACUCGAAGAACAAGUCGGAUCGACGCUGGUCAUACAUUCUCAAUCGAAAGAGAUCCCAAAAUGCCCCAACCGGUGGUUCAAACUCUGGGAAGGAUACUCGCUUCUCUUCUUUGAAGGAAACGGUAAUCCGAACAGCCAAGACCUCGGCCAGCCGGGAUCGUGUCUUCAACGAUUCAACACAAUGCCCUUCAUGUUCUGCGAGAACACGGAUUCAUGCAACUACGCUGCCCGGAACGAUCGCUCAUACUGGCUGAACACAAUGCUCCCGUAUAAGACGCGGCCAUUCAGCGGAGACGAAAUCGAGGACUACGUCUCCCGAUGUGUCGUUUGUGAGGUUCCGAACUACACGUUCGCAAUCCACAGCCAGUCGAGUGAAGUUCCCAAAUGUCCCACGGGCUACACCAGCCUUUGGCAAGGAUUUUCAUGGGCUAUGCACACGGGUGCUGGAGCUCGGGGUGGGGGACAGUCACUUUCGUCUUCGGGAUCGUGUCUCGAGCACUUCGUCACCGUACCAUUCAUCGAGUGCAACGGGGCCCGAGGCAGCUGCAGCCAUUUCGCCAACAAACUCGGUUUCUGGCUAGCUCACGUGGAUCCUUCCUCCAUGUUCCAAACACCAACGAGCAUGACCGCGGAGCAGAACAGUCACGGCCCACUGUCGAAAUAUGUUUCGAGAUGCUCGGUCUGCAUGAAAAACAUAUGAGCAGCGUGGGAUCAAUUGAAUUCUACUGCGUUCUCGUCGAAGGGGUGAAAAUUGUGUGUAAAUGAAGUUUCUUGCUUGAACGGUGACGAAUCCGUUCACCCUUCAGACCAGAAGCUAGAUAUCGGUCGUCUCUCCCUGCGUGGAAGUUGUAUGUAAAAG
Galendromus occidentalis (western predatory mite) is the source of this 5355-nucleotide messenger RNA. RefSeq names its product Collagen type IV alpha 1 (gene Col4a1). The record is from RefSeq and is a predicted model, not a curated record. NCBI's taxonomy places the organism in Eukaryota, Metazoa, Arthropoda, Arachnida, Mesostigmata, Phytoseiidae. The transcript is spliced from 18 exons. Gene Ontology annotation, cellular component: extracellular matrix; collagen trimer. Gene Ontology annotation, molecular function: extracellular matrix structural constituent.